This is a messenger RNA of Amphiprion ocellaris (clown anemonefish), 4783 nucleotides long. Its product is annotated as protein shisa-2. The coding region runs from base 999 to 1868 and encodes 289 amino acids. The record is from RefSeq and is a predicted model, not a curated record. Lineage: Eukaryota; Metazoa; Chordata; Actinopteri; Pomacentridae. The transcript is spliced from 2 exons.
CACGAAUUAAUUUAACCAGAAAAGUCUGCAGAAGUCUCUCUGCAUGCCUUCAAGAUCUGAAGAACAUCUGAUGGAGAUGUAAAUUUCCUUGGCUAAAAAUUGAAAGUUUAAGUCCAGUCUGGGGGACUAGAUGGCCUGAAAGGAAACAUAUUUAUAUGGUAACACUGAAAUAUCUUUUUAUUUCACUUUUUACGUCUUCACGAAAAAAGGGUUUCAACAAAAUCGCAGCAUUUUAUUUCACGUUGCAUGUUUUAUUCUAAAGGCUUGAACAGGACUCUCGUCUUUCCAGCAGUUUAUCACCGGAUUACAGUGAGGUGUAUUUGCAUCUGACUUUCUACACGCCCCUCUCCCUCUGACACAAAGUAGGAUAGAUCCUGCGCGCUGCACUUCAAUCUGGCCGGACUGACACACACUUGGCUGACUGACUUCUGACACUCAACAAUGCAGACCACGCCACAAAAGUUGGAAACGUUAUCUUUACGCACGGGCCCUGCGGUGAGAGGACUCAGGAGUGACAGCAGCUGUGCGCCCAUGGAUCAGACUACAAGUGUUGGUUUCCCUGCAUCCCUGCGGAAAGUCAUUUGAAGAGCUAGGAGGAGACAGACUCGCUGCGGUGCCAAAGGAAAUCCAUUAGUCGCUCCGUGCUGGAUUUACCAGAGCUCUGAAGGUUUACAACUGGAGUAUCAGUUAGGCUGAGGUCUAUAUUUUCUGUGACAAUUUUACUUUCAGUAGCAUCUACUCGGCGUUUUACACAAAUCCUGGAUAAUCGCCUGCGCCACGGAGCCAACCUUUGGAGACGCUGGAUCUGAAUUACGCACGGGAUUCCUCUAACAAAUGACAGGCUCUAAGUGGUUUGUGGCUCCCUCACUUCAUCCCCUCAGCUCCCUUUAUCGCACAGACCCAGCGUAUCGUCCCCUUGUCCAGGUUCGACGCGGAGACUAAACCCUCUCUGUGUUUGCCAGUGCGCCAGCGUGCGGCUGCGGGCCACCUGGCCGAGAAUGUGGGGAGGAGGUUUCCCGAUAUCUGUCACCACGAUUGUGACUCUGCUCCUGGUUAUAAUCGACGUGAAAGCCAGCGGGGAAUACUGCCACGGCUGGCACGACGCGCAGGGAGUUUGGAAAGAAGGGUUCCAGUGCCCGGAGAAGAUCGACGCAGAGGACGCGAUCAUCUGCUGUGGAAAAUGCGAGCUGCGCUACUGCUGCUCCAGCACGGACGCACGACUGGAUCAGGGCAGCUGCGAUAACGACCGGCAGGCACAGGAGCCCGGGGCAGAGAGCAAAGAGAACAAGGACUCCGGUGCAGUGCCCAUCUACGUGCCUUUCCUGAUCGUGGGCUCAGUGUUCGUAGCUUUCAUCCUGGUGGGUUCUGUGGUUGCCGUGUGUUGCUGCCGCUGCCUCCGGCCCAAGCAGGAACUGUCGUCAUCAGGUGCCACAGGAGGCGGGACCAGCAGCGGGCGCCUCUUGGAGACCAUCCCCAUGAUGGCGAGCACCUCCAGGGGUUCCUCAUCCCGGCAGUCCAGCACAGCCACCUCGUCCAGCUCCUCUGCUCCACCCGCCGCCCCCCGUCCUGCACCGCCUCCCCUCAUGCGGGCUCAGGCCUCCUGCUGUCUGCCGCCCGACGCCAGCGUCUUCGUCAACAUGCCCACCAACUUCUCCGUUCUCAACUGCCAGCAGGCCACCCAGAUCAUGCCUCACCAGGGACAGUUCCUGCACCCGCAGUACAUCGGCUACGCCCACCCUGUGUCCCCUACCCCUACCUUCUUGGACCCCACUCAGGGAGGAUACAGACCCCUCCAGUCCCCCUGCCCUCCUCCCAACGCAGGGUCCAGUGUCACCAGUGACCAGAAAUACCCUCCAGUGACAGUGUGAUGAGGGGCCAACCUGCAGACCACUCUACCACUUUGUUGCAAAGACUGACUUGUGAAGUUUAACCUGUGAGAGCUGAGGCAGAGACCUUUACGCCAGAGUGGGAAAACAAAAGGCAGGGAAUCAGACUCACAUGAAGGACUCAUAAAGCUGUUGCUGGUAGCAGGGCCUGCUCUGCUAUAGUGUGUGGUGUGUGUCUGUUUAGUGUUUCAUAUGAUCUCUUGGCAAGUCGGAACGAGCAAAGCUCAGCCUGCGAUGGGGUAAAUGGAUGUGUAAACACUUCUCUGUCUUGAUGCAAAGACAAAACUGCAUCGUGGAGGGUUAUAUAGCCCAGAUGGGUAAUAACACACAGUUCACUGCAGCCUGCAGCUCAAAUAAAGGCUGCAUGUAUUUGUGUUUGCAUGGAUGUGUGUGUGAUCGAGAAAAAAAGAUUUGUUGGCUUAUAUGUGUGGGAAUGAGUGAUGACUGGAUGAUUUAUAGCAGGGGACUGUAUGACAAAUGGAUAUUCAAGCAAAAAAAAAAAAAUGACCACAUGCUGUGUUUAUGCCAUGUGCACAUCUGUGCUUGUGAAUGAUUGUGAGUGGUUUCUACAAUACAGUAUAUUUUUGUUUGUGUUAAAAGUAUGAAGAAAGAAAGCAUGUGGAUAGAUGUUUGUACUGUAUGUGUGUGUGAGGUUGGGACAGUGUGAAGUGUGGAGGGAUGUGGUCGUAUGAGUAACUGUGAGUGAACUUUGUGUAAUGGGAAAUGCAGGUGGCGUGAUGUGAAAGGCAGUCGCAAUCUCCCCGUAGGCCAUUUAAACUCUAAUGAAGUGAACACAGGACACGGACUGUGACGCUCCACCCUACUAUACAACCCCCCUCCUGCCACCCAGAAAGAAAAAAACACAAAAACCCCCAACUGCCCUGAGCGGAAACACACUCACAGACCCCAAAAAUGACAAUAUUCACCCGCGGCUGGCAGUUAAUGUUCCUUGGAAGUGUGAGUGUGUGACAGAGCAGUGAGAGGCAGUUCUCUGAAGAUUACAGAGUUAAUUAUACAGCAAAAACUCUGCCAGCUGCCCCCUUCACUUCUCUCCUGUGAGAGGUGUGUGUGUGUGUGUAUUUAACACUACCACAGUUCAGUGCAUUAGUACAGGCAGCUCCAGGGCACCUCUGACUCAUUAUUUUCCACUCAAGAAAGACACAGAAGUGGCAGUUAUUGAAUGUUAAUCUAAAAAAAAAAAAAAAAAAAAGAAAGUGAAAGUUGUUGAAUUUUAAGCCAUCAUGUGUGUUGUUGCACUGCUGGGUCACCGGUAACUGAGAAACAUGCAACUUGAGGAAUGUGCUGCUCCACUGAGCGUGCAGCCUGAGAUGUCCUGAAACCUGUAUGUCUGUGCACCUCUUCUGUUCUCCACGCACAAUGUCUGUACGUUACAGCGGGCAGCUUGUGUGAGACAAAACAAAACCAUCUGUAAAACAGUGGAUUCACUUAAGCUGAAUGUGUUUGCUCCAUCUGAAACAAAGAGAUUUGAUGCAGAAUCGUUUUUCAUAUGAAUUUGAAAAAAAAAAUAAACAUUUUAAAACAGAAAGUGGUGUGUCGAGAGCUUAUUUGUCACUGAUUUCUGUCAGUUUGCACUGACAGAAAAUAGCAAUGUUUUUUCCACUUUAAAAACCAUGAGGGUAUGAGUGGUACUUAAACACACAUUAGGAGACGAGGCUUAGUUAACAAAAAGCAAAUCUGUGUGGCGAAUGGGUUGUCUUAAUCCCCUAAAAACACACACACACAAAGACACAUACUUAAGCUAUUAGAGGCAUUACACACAUUCACAGACAGGUCUACCUCCCACUGAGGGCAGACCGAAUACCUGUCACAUCAGCCGACACACAGAGAGGAGAAAUAAUAAACCACAACAAUGGACAGUUUGAAACUCUGACGAUGCGGAGGUGUAGACUUUUGGCAGGCUCCUCCAGAAACUCAGCUACAGUAAUGUGGAAAGCGGAGCGAGCCAUUGGAGAGUCACUGGGGAGGAGUUGAAAAGCAUAAAUGGCUCUCUGGCUCCUGCUCGGCCGGCGGCCCGAUGGAUUCUCCAUACUGGAAGCAGCAGCUGUGGUUGGUUUGGGCUGGGCCACAUCCAGGAAGGUGGGUGGGAAAGGGAUCUCCAGUUGGGGACGGGGGUGAACUGAUCUACUAAUGGUCCGUCUACACCGACUCUCCUGAGCUUUAAAAGGGAGCGUGGGAGAACUUUGAUCCUGGUAAUAUAUGAAAUCAUAUGCAUCUCGUGUACAAAUCAUCCUUUUCCAUAUAUUUUUUCUAUUCUAUUUUCAGCGUGAAAUGUAAACCAAGUCGCUCCAGCUCGCCCGGAGCAACAGUUGGACUCAAAACACCCAACUUUAAUGCAGGAAUACAACGCUUACAGUCAAAACACAAAGACAUUUGGUCAGGCCAUGGAUUGAUUAGAUUUAAUGAUUAGGACUCAGAUGGAACCCCCCCCCUCCUCACAACCUUUCAGUCUUACAUUCCUGACCCAGAGAGUCCUCAACGCAGAGCACACAGACAAUGGACUCCACACUCAGACAAAUUCCCGAGCCAGAAAAAACACAUGAUCCACCCGAGUUUUUCAAUCAAAUCCUUUCUGUUUGGAUGCCUAUUAGGACUAGUUCAAGUAAAAUAUUCCCUCUAAGACUUAUCUCCACAUAUGAGUACAAAAACAGGCAUUAAAUGAAAAGAGAAAAAAAUAUAAACACAUACACAUUAAUGUCCACUUUAAUAAUAAUAAAAAAAAAGGAAAGAAACAGUCCAGUAAAGAAUGGAAGUCCAACAGAACCGAAGGAAGCGCUGAUGCCUGGCAUGCUGCUUCUACAUCAGCCGGUGAUGCUAGACAGGUGGCAUCGGGGAUCACAGGAGCGGUCAGAAUAAAAAAAAAAAAAAAAAAAAAAAAA